Hippocampus comes (tiger tail seahorse) is the source of this 375-nucleotide messenger RNA. Its product is annotated as chromodomain-helicase-DNA-binding protein 4-like. The transcript is spliced from 2 exons. The record is from RefSeq and is a predicted model, not a curated record. Bases 136 to 360 code for a protein of 74 amino acids. Lineage: Eukaryota; Metazoa; Chordata; Actinopteri; Syngnathiformes; Syngnathidae.
AAAAAGUGGGCUGUUAAGCCUUUUAUUGAGGUGGCUCGUGGUGUGUCUUCCAGCGUGGACCGCAAGAAUAACGUGCACUACCUGAUCAAGUGGCGGGAGCUGGCGUACGACCAGGCCACAUGGGAGGCGGAUGACAUGGACGUUCCAGAGUUUGACACCUUCAAGCUGCAGUACUGGAACCACAGAGAACUGAUGAUGGGUGACGAUGGCAAACCCGGAAAGAAGAUCAAGGUGAAAGGACGUGUCAAGCGUCUGGACAGACCGCCAGAGAACCCCGUCGUUGAUGUAGGCACACUUUGGAUAUUAUGUGUAGAUCUCAAUAUGUUUCCAUUUAUAAGCAUGAACAAGCAUGACGAGUGACUUUUUAAAGAGUUA